AUGCGAACAACUCCGAAUGUGAUCAUCACAGGCACCCCUGGCGUAGGGAAAACAGUACAUUGUCAGCAAUUGGCGCAGGAUACAGGCCUGCAGCACCUAUCGAUAAACCAGAUCGCCAAAGAACGGGGCUGCUUCGAUACCUAUGACUCGGAAUUAGAAACAUGGGUCGUGGAUGAGGACAAACUUUUGGAUGCGAUUGAGGAUGAGAUACUCAAGGGUGGCUACCUGAUUGACUGGCAUGCGUGUGAUUUAUUCCCGAAAUCUUGGAUCGAUCUCGUCGUAGUCCUGCGAUGCCCUUCCACCUCUGUCCAUUACGAUCGUCUAUCCACAAGAGCAUAUAAACAAGAAAAACUGCAGGAGAACCUAGACGCGGAGAUCUUCGGUGUUCUCCUCGAGGAGGCUCGGGAGGCUUUCGACGAGGAAGUGGUGGUUGAGCUCAGUAGUGAACAGGAUGACGAUGUAGAGAACAACUGCGCGAGGAUUUCGACCUGGAUCGAAUCGUGGAAGAAAGAUCAUUCGGAAACCGAAUAG
This is a messenger RNA of Aspergillus melleus, 531 nucleotides long. It is a transcript of the gene FAP7, whose product is annotated as nucleoside triphosphates FAP7. Gene Ontology annotation, cellular component: nucleus; cytoplasm. Gene Ontology annotation, molecular function: ATP hydrolysis activity; AMP kinase activity; ATP binding. NCBI's taxonomy places the organism in Eukaryota, Fungi, Ascomycota, Eurotiomycetes, Eurotiales, Aspergillaceae. The transcript is spliced from 3 exons. The record is from RefSeq and is a predicted model, not a curated record. The coding region runs from base 1 to 531 and encodes 176 amino acids.